Frankliniella occidentalis (western flower thrips) is the source of this 1149-nucleotide messenger RNA. Its product is annotated as cyclin-D1-binding protein 1 homolog. Lineage: Eukaryota; Metazoa; Arthropoda; Insecta; Thysanoptera; Thripidae. The record is from RefSeq and is a predicted model, not a curated record. Gene Ontology annotation, cellular component: nucleus. The coding region runs from base 97 to 1086 and encodes 329 amino acids. Gene Ontology annotation, biological process: regulation of cell cycle. The transcript is spliced from 7 exons.
UGAUGUCGAUAGCGGCUCUUCCGAUCCGGCCCAUGGCAGAUUUAAGCUAAACAUUGCAACGUGUUAUGGCCUUCAAAUAUUUGUAAUCUCAAUUUUAUGCCCUUAAAUGCAAAAAUGGCCCUGACAGUCGCAAAAGUGUUGGAAACGGCGCACUGCAGCGUGAAGGAAACUUUGAAGGAACUGACAGAAGCUCCUCUUGAGGAAGAAGAUGAAUCUGCACCUACACCUGAUAACUUUUGGCAAGAUGUUGGAGGUGCCACUCAACAAAUUGCAAGUGAAGUUGCUAAAUUGACUUUAGCACUCACCCAGCCUCCAAAACCUGCCGCUAGUAUUGCCCAGAGUAUUGUCAAUGGUGUUGAGGCUGCAUGGACCUCACUUGUGACUGCAUGCCGUAGAUCUCCUCCCAAAGGUAGCCUACUACGAAAGGAAUUGCGCACAGCUGUAUUACGUACUGGAGAAGCAUUGGCUACUUUACUAAAGGCAUUAAAAGCAGCUGAAAGUGGUCCUCAGUUGCAAAUGACUGGUUGUGUAUGGGAAGCCUGCUCUGCUUUAGAGAAGUUGCCAAGAGAUAAUUUAGCUGCUACACGAGCACUAUUAGCUAGAGAAGAAAUGCUUCUAACUGAUGCACUCCAAGAAAUUGAAGAGGAGGUGAAAUGUUCUCGUCUUUCUGAGAAUGAGGAGGUAGAUAAUUCAGCAAAUUGGACUAACCAAGAUAGAGAACUCUUGGCCCCGUGUGUGGGCCUUGUACGUACUGCUCGUGCAUCAAUUAAAAAGGUUUCAGAAGCGGUUCGCCUUAGAGGUAACUGCAAGGAACCUGGUGGAGCCCAGCAACUUGAUCGAUUGGCUGUUGCUGCAGAAAAGUUAAGCCCGGCUGUGGAUACUUUUGUCGCAGCUGUUUAUCCCCCCAUGAACAAAUCUGCUGUUAGUUCUACGGCUCUUUCUGUAGUGACAGUGGUGAGAGAAUUCCUUGAGCUAGCCAGACAAAGUGAUGUCACAGCAGAAAUGGAUAAUGAGUGGCUCAGUUUUCUGUUAAGAGCAGUCGAUCAUAAUAAUAACAAAGUUCAACCUCUUCUUUCCCCUGACUGAUGUACAUUCUAUUUUGUUUUUGUUUUUUUCAAAAAAUAAACUUUAAGCUAAUUUUUUUCUGAA